Molecule: messenger RNA, 1746 nt
Organism: Coffea eugenioides
Lineage: Eukaryota; Viridiplantae; Streptophyta; Magnoliopsida; Gentianales; Rubiaceae
Product: probable L-type lectin-domain containing receptor kinase S.7
Exons: 1
Coding region: 1-1746 (581 amino acids)
Biological process (GO): protein phosphorylation
Cellular component (GO): plasma membrane
Molecular function (GO): carbohydrate binding; protein kinase activity; ATP binding
Source: RefSeq, a predicted model, not a curated record
AUGUAUGGGGAUGCAGACAUUUCUGGUGGAAAAAUUGGUCUGACAUCGAAUGGAGAUUCCAUAAGCUCCGGAUCUUUAAUCUAUAAGGAAGGAUUUCGCUGCCCUUGUCACUUUCGGACAUUUUUCACCUUUACCACGGAGACCGUGAAUUCGAUGUCCCAGAGCAAUGGAUUUACUUUCUUUAUUUCAGCGAAUCCCGUGAUUACGGGGAAUGCUGGGGAGUAUUUGGGUAUAUACCGCCCUUCGGGGAAGAAUCGAUUUUUGGCGGUCGAGUUUGAUGGGAAGAUGGAUGCUGGGUUGAAGGAUCCUGAUUCAAAUCAUAUUGGAAUCGACCUUGGAAGUUUAAUUUCAUACUCAAAGGCAAAGUUGGAUGAUUAUGGAAUAAAUCUUCAUUCUGGACGACGAUUAUGGUCAUGGAUUGAGUACGAUCGGGGAGUGAUCGAUGUGUUCUUGAAUCAUACGAAGGUUAAACCAACAUUGCCGAUAUUAGAAGUCAGAAUCGACAUCUCAUAUCUUGACGGUUUGGUAUUCGCUGGGUUUUCAGGUUCCAGUGAUCCCGAUUCAGAGCGGCUCUUGAUAGAAACGUGGGAGAUGGUGGCUACCUUUGUAGGGAACGAGGAACCUCCACCACCACCUGAGACUUCUGAUCCCGUUAAUGGAAGGCCUUGCGGGACGUCAAAAUUUAGGAUUCUUGUGGCCUGUCUCUUCUUUUUGGUUAUCUUCUUAGGCUUUAUUGCUUGUAUAUAUAUUAAGAAAUGCAAUACCAUUAAUAUAAAGAAGUUUUGGAUGUUUGUAGAAAAGUACAAGACUUGUGAUCCUAAGAAGUUGUGGAAAGAGAGGGCCUGGUUGAAAGUCAAAAUACCCAGGGAGCAUCAGUAUGAAGAACUGAAACACCUGAUGCAGUAUUCUCCGAGAUGGUCAAUGGAAUUUGCUGUUAUUGUUGAUAAUGACAGGUUUAAUUUGGAUGUUCAACGAGUCCUUGAGUUGCGCCAUUUUAUGCGCAAAUAUUUCCAAAUCAAAACUUUGCAACAGGAAAACUUAGCUCCUGUUUGUGGUUGGACUAGUUGUAGUGGAGAAUUGAGUGUGGUAUAUGACUUUACUGGAUGUCUCCCUCUUGAUCGACUUCUGUACGAAGGAUCUGGACUAGAAUGGCAUCAUAGAUACUGGAUAAUUGUUAAAUUGGCAGGUGUAUUGACAUUUUUACAUGAGGGAUGCAAGCAGGUCCAUGGAAAUAUCAGGACAAGUAAUAUAAUGCUGGAUAGAAGCUUUAAUAUUAGGGUUGGCCAUUUUAAAGUGUCAAGUUUACUUGAUGAUUACAGCAGUCAUUGUUCAACAGUUAAUGCUGAAACUGGAUAUAUUGCUCCUGAAUAUUUUCUAAAUGGAAAAGCAACUUCUAUGACUGAUGUUUAUAGUUUAGGCAUUGUUAUACUUGAAAUUGCUUGUGGCAGGAAACCGUUUCAAGGACAAUGUGAUGGGAAGAAAAGAUUUUCUUUGGUUGAGUGGGUUAGCAGACUCGAUUUGGAAGGAAAGAUCCUUGAAUCCGUAGACAAGAAAUUGAAGUGUCAAUUUAGAAAACAAGACAUGAAGAAACUGCUACUGGUAGGUUUAAGAUGUGCAAAUCCAAACUGUACAGAAAGGCCUCCUAUGACUCUGGUCGUCAAGAUGUUAAGCAAGGAGGCAGAGCCUGUGCCUUCGCCCAGAAAAAAGCCCUUCAACCUUCUAUUAAAGCUUUCCAAUAGACGAUGA